Messenger RNA from Lutra lutra (Eurasian river otter), 5364 nucleotides. RefSeq names its product cyclin P (gene CCNP). Gene Ontology annotation, molecular function: cyclin-dependent protein serine/threonine kinase regulator activity. NCBI's taxonomy places the organism in Eukaryota, Metazoa, Chordata, Mammalia, Carnivora, Mustelidae. Bases 4099 to 5358 code for a protein of 419 amino acids. Gene Ontology annotation, cellular component: centrosome; cyclin-dependent protein kinase holoenzyme complex; cytoplasm. The record is from RefSeq and is a predicted model, not a curated record. The transcript has 6 exons. Gene Ontology annotation, biological process: regulation of cyclin-dependent protein serine/threonine kinase activity; mitotic cell cycle phase transition.
GCAGGCCGAGACCUGGGGACCAGGUCUUCAGAAGCUGCCUGAGUGGAAAUGGGGAGCAUGAGGGUGGGGUGGUCGGGUUGGUGGCUCUGAACGAGGAGGGUGCUCAGGCACCACUGAGCCCUGGAAGCGAGCGUGAGGGAGCGGGUUCUCUGCGGGGGCCCUUGGGCCCUGGUGCUGGGCACUUCCUGCAUAUCCUCUUCUCCCCACUUAGGUUAUACCAGGGAGCCUUAAGGCCCCCAAAUUCCAGCACAGUCCUUGGUGUGUGAACUGGAGUCACGAUGGCUGCCAGCUGGGGGCAUUUCUGGUUAUAGCCCUCGCAGGCUGGGGUCCUGACGGCUGCCCCCUUUACCCUGGGGUUCCCGUGCUUAGCUUAUUCUGCCCAUAUCUGGGGACCAGGGCGGGUGCGGCCCUGGUGAAUCGAACGUCAGACUUUCCAGAAGGGUUGGGGCUUCACAUACGUGGUCUCAGAGACCCUGAGUGAGGGUAGCAGAAGAGUCAGAUUCAGUGUUCUAGGAAUCUGCGUUCGCUGCAGCCAAGACCCAGGGAAUGCGUGGCUUUUUCUCACUUCACAUCGACUUUAUUAUUUAUUUGAUAACAAAAGGAUGUCCUGGUGGUCGUAAGACCAGUAGCAGAGAAGCUUCUAAAGAAAAGCCUUUUCGUUUUCUCUCCAGUUGAAGCCCCUGGGGUGGAUGUCACCCCUCUUGCUCUCUGGCGGGGGGCAUCCUGAGUCUACCUCAGCCCGCUGGGUCCCCCGUGUGGGGCUCACAGGCUGACACUCUGCUUCCCUCUGGCAAACGUAGCUCCCUGGCCGUAGUGGUGCUUCCUUCUGUAGAACUUCUCCCGAAGGGACUUUCAGGUGGGAGCAUUUUAAUAAUAAAAUUUUAUCAGCUGGAAACUAGUUUUGAGGAGGUGAGUUUGUCUUUUGUUGUGCUCGUGGAAAACUGUGUGUGUUGUGUAAUAACGUGAGCAACGCUGGAGCCGAGGGAGCCAGCGACAUGGAGAUGCGACCGGAUCCCAGGUCCCCAGUGCUCCCCCUGGUGCUCGCUCGUUUCCUUCCUGUGAAGGUGCACGGAGCAUCAGAAAAAAGGCUCUCCCUUCGGUUUGGUUUGGUUUGGGUUCGGCGUGGCUUGCCUCCCAGUUAAUGCCGAGUGUCUGGACUGCACCUGCCGCAUCUUUCUGGCGUCCUGCCCGGAGACGGACAUUAUUAAUGGGGUGUUUUGGUCACUGAUAAAAAUGAGAGCCUCCAAGAUCUCUUCCUAUAUUUCGGGAACCUCCUCGCCAACAUGAUGCAGAGGUCCCUCAACUGAUCCAGCCACCCCCAGUGGACAAGGAUUGACUCGGUCUGCAGGUUUUUUGGUUCUCCUGACGGUGCCGACAUGAACUAUAAUGACGCAGCUUUCCCGUGCUUUUGUCACCUACGUUCCAGGGUGGCUGGAAUUUAAAACGUGUCUGUUAGCUUUCCACAGUGUGCUGAUUCACAUAUUCUUACCUUUAUUUUUAAAAUAAUUGCACGUGGAGGCUUGGAGCAGAAAACUUCCAAAAAGAACAGUACUAAACAUGAUUCUAGGCGCGGAGCGCCGUGUAGUGCCCUGAAGUGGGGACCCGCUCAGAAGCUGGCAAGACAGAGCCUUCUCGAUGGGGGGCAUGAGAAGGGACUCGGGGGCCCGUGGAAAGUGCUCCCGCUGGGCUGAGAGAACUUGGAGCAGCAAAAGAAAUAGGAUAGCACUGGCUUAUAUGCAGAGAUCAUGAUCAGUGAGUUCACACGGAGGUCGACGGUAAGUGGUGGGAACAGACGGAUCUGAACGGACUUCCAGGCGGUUUCUGUAGAUGCUGUGCCUCCAGGGAGGGGGCGCACCCCCCCUUACGUGUGGGCUGCAAAGUGACUUCCUUCCGAAGGAGACAGUAUAAGAAGUGGGGAAGCAACUUUUCUGUGAAGAAAUCUGACACGUUAUGUGAGGUGAUAAAGGUCAAUGUCAACCCUGUAACUCCUGUUGGCAGGAAGUGCCCUUUACAGGUGAUGAGGGUGCUGUCCCAGUUGGUCCAUGGUUGUGACAAAUGUACUAUACUGGGAUGUUACAGGGGAGAGUAGGUUUGGGUUGUAGGGGAACUCUCUUCUCUCUUUGCAGCUUCCGGUAAACCUACUAUAAAAUUUAACCUUAAAAUACAAAGUGUUCUCAUCGACCCUUCACGUGGGUUCCUGUGACACUUCCUGCGCACUCCCUCCUUCUCCCCUUCCGUGUUCACAUAUCCUACCCGAAGCGAGAACAUUGUCUUGCAUGACCACAGUUCAGUUUUCCGGGUCAGGAGGCAAAUACUGAAACAACCCUCUCCUCGAAGAUCCUUAUCAAAUUUGACUAAUGGUCCCACUCCUGUCCUUGUACACGAGGGAACAGUCACUUGGCUGAUGACUCCUGUUGCAUUCGGUUGUCUGAAGCCUACAAGGCACUUAUUUUACAGAAUGUCCCUUAGUUAAGGUUUGUGGCCUGACGUUUCCUCAUGGUUCUAGUCAAGCUACCUUUGAUAGGAAGUCUGAGAAAUGCUGUGCCCUUCUCCCUGCCUCCUGUCAAAGAGGCACAUCAGAUUCUGUCCUGUGACUGGUGAGGACUUCCAACCCUUGCUUACAGUGUCUGUCAGGUGUCGCCACUAUAAAGUUACUUCUUUCCCUUUGAGGUUAGUAUCUUGUAUAGAGAUACUCUGAAAAUGUAGGUAUCUAUGUUUGAUCAAGUGUUGAAGCAAAGGGAACAGCAAACACACAGGCCCUGAGGCCAGCAGGUGCUGGAUGUGUUUGGGGGAAUGGAAAGAGGCCAGGGUGUGUCAAAGGGAACAAGGGAGGGGGAGAACAGAAGGAAAUGGGGUUAGAGAGGUAACAGUAGGCCGAAGGGACCUUGUGGCCAAGGUAAGGAGUUCGGGUGUUACUCUAAGUGUGACAGAAAGUCAUUGGUUUGGCGUCUCACAUUCCUCUGCUCACUUUUAACAGCCUUGCUGACCUCCCAGUGCCUGAAAACAGCAAUCCCUUUCCUAGCUCUGUGUCUUUGCUCACGCCACUCCCACCCCUUGGAAUAUUCUCCCCUCCCUUUCCAUUCCUGGCCCCUUGCCUUUCAGGUUUCACUCCAACAUCACCACCUCAGGCCCUUCCAGGCCACCGUUUCUAAGUUAUGUGCUGCCUGUUCACUUACUCAUCCAACAAAUAUUUCUCGAGUACCUGCCGCGUGCCAAACUCUGUUCUAGGCGCUGGGAAUACAGCAAUCAAACAAAACACCAGACAAGCCUUGCCCUCCUGGGGUUCACAGUCUCAUCAGGAGGGAGACGGUAAAUAUGAUCAGGCAGUAAGUGCUAAGGAGAGAGGUACAAAGAAUGGCGAUGGGAAAUUCUCAGGAUAGCCUUUUUCACAAGGAAGGUAGCAUUUGAGUAAAUACCUUAGAUGAGGGAUCUCUGGAAGAGGAGAAUUUCAGGCAAGGGAAACAGCCAGCUCAAAGGCCCUGAGGUAGAAGUGUGCCUGGUGUGGGUGAGAGUGAGCCAGGGUGCUGGUGUGGCAGGAGACAGCCGAGUUGGGGGGGAAGUUUGGGAGAUGAACUCAAAGGUGUGUGGGGACAGGUGGGAGGGUAAUAAAGGACCUUGUGGACUUUCCAAUUGAGGGAGAUGGGAACCACAAUGGAGUUCUGAAGGGAGGCAGAGUGCGAUCUGACUUGGGUGUGCACAGGAUCCCUUCUGGCUGCUUGGCGUGGGGGGUAACAGACCGAGGGGUAUGGGAACCAGGGAGCCUUGAGGAGGUCUCUGCGCUAGUCCAGGCCUAUUGCUGGUCAUUUGUCUUAGUUUUGAAACAAUACUUAAUUUACAGCCGAGGAAAGGGAGCCUCGGAGGGGCUGUUUCUGCUCGUGCAGUAAGUAGCAGGAAGAGUUUUUGACUCCAGCUGCCUGACUUUAGGUUCGGAGGGGCCAGAGCCAACCUGCAUAGCAUUCGCCAUCACCUCUGCACCUGCCCGAGAGAGGGGGGCUCAGCGCGCAUGCGUGCAGGCACAAUUUAAAGCGCCCGCCGAGGGUCCUUAGCCCCAAGAGGAAGAGGAGCCCUCGGCUUGGUCCCCCGACGCCGGCGUGGAGGAUGCUGGUGAGACGCAGCAGCCAGCGUCCCGCCUCAGGCUUCUCUUCAGCCGCUGACCCCCACCGCUCUCCCUUGCAGAGUCCCGACGCCGCGUCCCCCGACCCUCCGAGUGCCCCAGGCCCCGACAGGAUCCCCGAGGACACGAGCGUGUCUCCAGGACGCCAGGAGAGGCCCCCUGGGCUGUGCGCGCCACCGGGUCUGGAGGAGGCGCUGAGCGCUCUGGGGCUGGAGGGAGAGCGCGAGUACGCCGGGGACAUCUUCGCCGAAGUCAUGGUGUGUCGUGCGCUGCCGCGGAGGGCCCUGCCCCGGACCGUGACCCCAGAGAUGCGCGCGCUAGUGGUGGACUGGCUGAUCCAGGUGCACGAGUACCUGGGCCUGGCGGGGGACACGCUCUACCUGGCGGUGCACCUCCUCGAUUCCUACCUGCGCGCCGGCCGAGUGCGCCUACACCGCCUGCAGCUGCUGGGCGUGGCCUGCCUGUUCGUGGCGUGCAAAAUGGAAGAGUGCGUGCUUCCCGAGUCGGCCUCCCUCUGCCUCCUGGGCGCUGGCUCCUUCUCGCGGGCCGAGCUUCUGCGUGCCGAGCGGCGCAUCCUGAGCCGCUUGGAUUUCCGGCUGCACCACCCGGGCCCGCUACUUUGCCUCGGGCUACUGGCUGCGCUGGCCGGGAGCAGCCCCCAGGUGAUGCUACUUGCCACCUACUUUCUGGAGCUGUCUUUGCUGGAGGCCGAGGCCGCAGGAUGGGAGCCCGGUCGGCGCGCAGCUGCGGCGCUGAGCCUGGCGCACCGCUUGCUCGAAGGGGCGGGCUCCAGCCUCGAGCCUUCGCUUUACAGACCCGCUCCGUCCCUUCCCGAGGUUCCGGCUCUCCACUGGCUCGAGAGAGCCCCUGAACGGUCCUCGGGAACCCCAGUCAACGCGUCUCCUCAGCCUCGCGCCCCCAGCUCCGAGGACAGGUCGUCUUCACCGCUGCCCCUGCCCCCGCCUCAGUUUCUCCAUCUUCCCGCCACAGCCCCGCAGAGCUGCGCCCGCUCGAGCCGUGCAUGGCCCGCGCCGCGCUCCGAGGCCCCGCUCCCGGCCGCGCCGCCAUCUUUCUCAAGUACGCGCGGCCCCAGCGCCACGGCACCAGCCUCGCCGCCGCCCGCCUGCUCCGCCGCCCCCAGUCCGAGCCUCCCUGAGCUCGGGGACCCCAGCAAAAAAGACUGUCCGUGUGUAUCCGUUUCCCACGUCAAUAAAGGAGGUGUGUGGGUUUUUGUUUUGUUUUAAUCCAGA